AUCAUGUUACGACGCAUAUUUAGUGUUAUUUGCUCGAAGGAUUAUUACGAUAUCGAUGGAAAGCGAUAUUAUGUACGUGAGCUUAUCGGUCAAGGUGGUUUCAGCACAGUUGACCUAGUAAGCGAAUCCACUAGUGAUCGCCUUUAUGCUUUGAAAAAAAUUCGUUGCCACAGUGCUGAAGAUGAACAAGCUGCUGAACAAGAAAUCAGAUACCACAAACAGAUAAACCAUCCUUCUGUUAUUGAAUGUCUUGCUUUCAAAACAGUUGGUGCUGCUAAUAUUUCCAGCAAUCAAACCAGUUUAGUUCUGCUCCUUUUACCAUUUUACAAGUUUGGCUCUUUGCAAAAAUUACUGGAGAAGAGACAAGCAAGGCAAGAACCAUUGCCUAAUAAGCUUAUUCUUAGUUAUUUUCAACAAAUAUGUGAAGGAUUAGCCGCCAUCCACCUAAUUGGAGCGGCACAUCGUGAUUUGAAACCAGCAAAUAUUUUACUUGCUCCCAACGACCGAGUGGUCAUAAUGGAUCUUGGUUCUGCUGCUCCAGCUCGUUUGGAGAUAACCAGCUACAAUGCUGCCCAGAGACUCCAGGAUGAUGCAGGGGAACGGUGCUCCAUGACCUACCGUGCUCCGGAAUUGUUCAACGUCCAGAAUCCAACCACGAUCGAUGAACGCACUGAUAUUUGGUCUUUGGGGUGCCUACUAUAUGCUCUUUGCUAUUACAAGUCACCCUACGACGAGGUUUUCGAACGGGGUGAUAGCGUUGCCUUAGCAGUAUCCAGUGGCACGAAUCAUUUUUCUCAUUCCACUAGCUCUGGAGUCAGUCCAUCGUUCAAUGACUUAAUUUCCACUAUGCUCGUAGUCGAUCCCAAAGAGAGACCCUUCAUUGCCGACGUUCUCCAAUCAAUUAACGCUCUGAAGGUCUGCUGUAAUCUCUGAAAUUCUAAAUCUAUUGAAAUAAACAAAAAGAAAAUUUGUUUCCAACA
Messenger RNA from Daphnia carinata, 980 nucleotides. RefSeq names its product serine/threonine-protein kinase 16-like. Bases 4 to 933 code for a protein of 309 amino acids. Lineage: Eukaryota; Metazoa; Arthropoda; Branchiopoda; Diplostraca; Daphniidae. Gene Ontology annotation, cellular component: Golgi apparatus; cytoplasm. Gene Ontology annotation, molecular function: protein serine/threonine kinase activity; ATP binding. The record is from RefSeq and is a predicted model, not a curated record. The transcript has 5 exons. Gene Ontology annotation, biological process: protein phosphorylation.